CAAUAUAGAAUAUGUACAUUUCUUCUUUCAUAACAAUUGUCCCUGCAGAAAUAUCAACGAAGAUUUGUUUUGGGCGUUUCCUAACUUACAAGGUCUGCGCCUUAAAACGUUUUGUGGCAUGAGAUACGCAUUGAAAUCACUGAUGAGAUUGCAGUUUAAGAAAUUGAACUAUGUAAAUUUAACUCAUACAUUCCCGCUCUCUGGAAAAGCCAUGAUGUUGUAUCAAAAUGAUGUAAAGUAUCUGAAAAACGUCUGUGCUGAAACGGUUAGUUUCAAGGGCACGCAUAUUGUAAGCAUAAGUGCGAUGAAAUCCUCCAUAUUCAUGAAUUGUAUUAAACAAAUAGACUUGUCGUAUAAUACGUUACGCAACUCCCCGUUGGUAUUUGCAAUUCUAGAAGCACCACAAAUCAAAUUAAUCAAUUUAAGUCACCAGAGCUACUGCGGUUCAGAUUCAUUUCCCAGUACGAACCGUAAACUAAUGAGUCAACAAUUGUCAUUCAAUUUAACGUUCUCGCCAUCUUUAGAAAUUUUAGACUUGUCCAACACAUAUGUUAAUCCACUUUCUUCCAUGCCGCUUAUUCACCUAUACGGCGCUAAUCUACAACGCCUCAAUUUAAGAUACACAAGUUUUUCCCUUUGUACGAAGAAGAACAUCAAACUCUUUUUACCUCGGCUGUGGUUCAUGGAUCUCUCGGGUGUGAAAUGUAAAGAUUUAUAUGUAGCAUUUCUGAAAGAUUUGCACUCCUUGUCGGAACUCUACAUCAGUGAUGUAAAUCUUAAGUUAGGUCUAACAAAAGAUGUAAAGGGUGAAUUUCUUAACGGUCUUACUAAAUUAAGGGUAGUCGAUUUCUCAGAGAACGCCUUAAAAGAUUUACAUCCGAACCUUUUUAAAAGUCAGUCAUUCUCCUUGAAAACGUUAUCACUAAAUGACAAUCUACUCACUACAGUUCCAAAUGCUCUUCGGGACGUAGCAUUAUUACGAAUUCUUGAAAUGAGAUCGAACAAAAUAUCAUCCUUUUCGAUUGACGCUAUCAUUACCUUAAAUCACCUUAAAAGCGUUCAGAUAGAUGUUAGAGGUAACCCCUUUGAUUGUUUCUGUAAUGCCCUUGAUUCCUUGCACUGGAUGUCUGAUCAUCGGGAACUAUUUCUUCAUUUGAACGAGACCUACUGUAUUGAGGAACCAACCAAAACGAUUUUAAGUGUGAUUAAUGAUACGCGAUCACUGGAACUACGAAGCAUUUCAAGGCUGUGGGUGCAAAUAUCGACUUCUGCUCUGUCGGUCACAUUUCUGUUUCUUGUAACAUUUACAAUUUUAUACCGCUACAGAAUCCUCCUGCGUUAUGGUAGGUUGAGAAUACGAUUAUUUUGGAGAAAAAGGCUUUCGGCAAUCACUACAUGUGACAUACCUGUGUAUGACGCAUACAUUUCGUAUUCGUCCAGUGAUUUUGUUUGGGUGCGCUCAAAACUUUACCCAGCAUUAAAUGGAGAAAAUCUUCGAAUCGCACUGCAAGAUAAAGAUUUUGACCCAGGUAGUUCCUAUGCAGAAGAAAUAGUUAGAUUUAUUAACAUGAGCAAAUAUGUGAUAUUCGUUAUAACGCGGCAUUUUAUCAAAUCUGAAUGGGGAUCCUAUGAAAUUCAGGUCGCAAAAAUACAUGCAAUUCACACUAAAGCAAAACUUGUUCUAAUCAUUAGGGAUGGAAUCCAAAUUGAAGACCUUCCAAAAGACAUCUUGUUCAUUUGGUGGAAAAUCAAACCAUUGGUGUUUAAUGAAAAUGAAACCGAAGGAAAACAAGCAAAAUUUUUCAAACGUUUAAUGACCACUAUAAAGGAUUAAUCGAAUAUAAUAAAACAGACUUUCGUGGUGUACUCUAUUUAAUAUAUAUGUCUCAAUUAUAAAAUAGAAUUGACUUAUUUGAAAGUAAUACGUUUCCGGACACUCACGAGAAACAAAAUAUUGAUUGCAUAAGCAGAAUGUAUGUAUUAUAGAAUACAAUAACACAGCCUUCCGUGUGCACUGUACUUAUUAUACAAUGUACAGUGUAUUUGUUUCAGAUGUGGACAUAGAGUAGACUACUUUGUAAUUGAUACGUGUCUGGAUACUUAUGUCAAACAAAAUGUUGCCUCCAUGAAAAGCAUAUCUGCCUCAUAAUUAUACCAAUAAUUGUUUUAUUUCAUUUCACAUUAUACAAUCUUUUUACCUUCGGCAUCUUUACAAGCUGUAAUGAUAGUCAUCUCAUAAAUGUGAAUGUAAACAAUCUGUAUAUGAAUCUUCAUCAUCUGAGUACGUCUUCUUUAACGGUUUUCUGACAGAAAUGAAAGUAGAAUACAAAUUUGUAAAAUAAUUCUUAGUUUUGAAAAAAACACACGAGAGUAUGAACUGCGUUGCUUUAUGAUAGCAUACUUCGUGUAGUACGGGAGUGAGUCAUUUUGAAAAGUUCAUUUUUAUUAUAACUUACUACUACAAGGUCCACAUUAGUCCAAUUUUCAUACUUUUUUUUUUACUGAAUUACGUAAAAUAAAUUUUACAUAUUUAUUUUCCUAAAAUGCUAAGUAAAUUGUGAUACAAUUCACAUUGUAAAUAAUAUAUUAAUCAUCAAGGCAAACUGCCGAACCUGAACAUGCUACAAUUCGUCAACAUUUCGUAAAAUGUUAAUGUCGCAUUUGCUGUGUCAUAUCUGUACAAUGCCUACAAAUAACAAAGUACAAAGCCUUCUUCGAAUGGCAUAUCCACAACAAAUGAGCUGCAAAUAAAAUCGGAAUAAGUUUUUUUUAUAUUAAAAAGGCGGGGUUUUUUUUUAAUUAAAUGUUAUAACGAUCUAGUUCGUCAAUACGACCUCGCAUUGGGUCAAAUGCUGUCUGACGUGUUUCAUACCGAUUGUUAAGCCGUUCUUGGCACACUGAUUUUGACUGCGGAUAACUCCGUUUACCUGAUCAGGAUAUGGGACUCACGGCGGGUGUGACCAGUCAACAGGGGAUGCUUACUCCUCCUAGGCACCUGAUCCCACCUCUGGUGUGUCCAGGGGUCCGUGUUUGCCCAACUAUCUAUUUUGUAUUGCUUGUAGGAGUUAUGAGAUUGAUCACUGUUCAUUAUCUUCACCUUGCAUAGAGCAAAAAUGAAAAGAUAACCCAGUCAGGGCCAAGCACUGUAUAGCAGGUGUCAGUUUGCAUGCCCAUUGUACAUUUUUAUAACUACUUAAUUUUAUAUAUAAAAUACUAAAGGAUAGCUUGUAUACAAUACUAUUGUAUAUCUGAAGGGCUGUUCGUAUACAACACUGUUGUAUGGAUACCUUUAUUGUAUACCUAUAAUGUGGGACACAAAUGAAUCAUCUCUCUUUGUCCCAAAUUUCUCAUUUCAUUUAAUUCUCAUUAUUAAAAUAAGUGUGAAACAUGAAACACAUAUUCGUAUGAAGCAGAGAUUAAUCAAAAGCUUCUACAUGAGAACAAAAUAUAUCUUGCUGUGCCCUUAAACUCCACAUCUUUAAAAAUAUAUCAACAACGUUUUAUCUACGAGUAAUAAUAAUUUUCAUUCAUAUCUCGAUUUGAUAGACACCACACAAUCCUCAGCAUCUGUCUCGUACUUUGUUAUUUUAUUCACAAUAGAUAUUAACGGUAAACUAACAACUCAACUUUAUGACAAAUGUAAAACUUAUACGGUACCAAUUUUGAUGCACCAGAUGCGCAUUUCGACAAAUAAUGUCUCUUCAGUGAUGCUCAACCGAAAUCUUUGAAAUCCGAAAUAACUAUGAAGUUUUAGAGCUAAUUAUAGCCAAAAACAGCGUGCCAAAAAAGUGCAGCCAAAUUCGUCCAAGGAUAAGAGCUAUGCAUGAGGGAGAUAAUCCUUAAUUUUGAAAUGAAUUUCUAAAUUUUGUAACAGCAAUUAAAUAUACAUCCGUAUUUUCAAGCUAGUAACGAAGUACUUAGCUACUGGGCUGUAGAGACCCUCGGGGACUAACAGUCCACCAGCAGAGGCCUCGACCCAGGGGUCAUAAUGUAAAACUUGUACGGUACCAAUUUUGAUGAGGUGAUUUCAGCGUCUUCAUCGUCAGCUUCUCACAUUUAUGUAGCAAUAUUACAUUAUCACCUGCAUAUGAUGUUUAUAUCCCUCAACUGAUUAAAUACGCAAGAGCUUGUUCUAUGUAUGGUCAGUUUUCAAAUCGAGGCAGGCUUCUGACAAAAACGUUGAUGUUACAGGGGUUUCAACAUUCUCUUUUAAAGUCAGCAUUUUAAAAUUUAUAUUGUCGUUAUAAUGAUCUAGUUUACGAAUACAAAUUUUCUUUGGGUCAAUUGCUGUCUGACAUGUUUCAUACUGAUUGUUAGACUGUUCUUGGCACACUGAUUUUGAUUACGGAAUACUCCGUUUACCUGAUCGGGAUGUAGGGGUCGCGGAGGGUGUGGCCGGUCGAUAUGGUAUGCUUUCUCCUCCUGAGAACCUGGUCCAAUAUCUGAUGUGUCCAGGAGUUCAUGUUUGCCCAACUCUGUUUUGUAUUCUUUGGGUUGAGUUUGAUCGCUGUUGGUUGUAUUUACCUUUCAUGUUUGAAAUUUAUUUUUUUAUGAAUUCCUGUGGUCAUGUGAUGUCGCAGUGAAUGAUUUCUGCGCGAAAUUUGAUAUCACAGUGGUUAUUUGUGCAAGGCGAAGAUAACGAACAGUGAUCAAUCUCAUAACUCCCAUAAGCAAUACAAAAUAGAUAGUUGGGCAAACACGGACCCCUGG
Molecule: messenger RNA, 4710 nt
Organism: Ostrea edulis (European flat oyster)
Lineage: Eukaryota; Metazoa; Mollusca; Bivalvia; Ostreida; Ostreidae
Product: toll-like receptor 8
Exons: 1
Coding region: 119-1834 (571 amino acids)
Biological process (GO): immune response; toll-like receptor signaling pathway
Cellular component (GO): membrane
Molecular function (GO): transmembrane signaling receptor activity
Source: RefSeq, a predicted model, not a curated record